CCGCUUCAGUGCAGUGGGAGCGGUGGCAGGCGGUGUGCUCGGCGUGGUGCCGCUGUGCGCGAUGCUCGGCCUGAUCUCCAAGGUCGUCUCCUACUUCUGGAGACCAGCGGAUGGCCGGGAAGAAGGAGGUGACAAAGAACUAAAAACCGUUCAAGGAGUGGUGACAAGAUUUUGCAAUGAUUAUGGAUUGAUAAAUGACCUGAUAGUCUUCACGGAGCAUGAUGUUGUAAACAAUAUGCCGCUGGCUGUAGGACAGGAAGUUAUUGCUACUGUUGAAGAGGACAAAAUAUCAAAUGGCUUGAGGGCUGUCAAGGUAGAUGCAGUCCAGAAUACAUGGGAAAACUACAGUACUGCUUGCUAUGCUUCUGAACUACAUAUGAAAACAUUAGUUGGUAAUAUCACCUCUCUCUUUAAGGAUGGUGGCUAUAUUAGUCAUAAUACUCUUUUCACAAUGGAAGAUGUCUGUGAAGGUUUUAAACCUUGCGUGGGUGACUGUGUGCAAGCAAAGUAUUUCAUUAAUCCGGGAACGUGGAGCAGUAAAGCAGUUGCUGUGAAGCCUUUGAGAUACAAGCGAGUGGACAAGGUUCACAUUACCAGCUUGUGUGGAAGAACUGGUACAGUAGAUGAGAGUAUAUUUUUCACGUUGGAUUCACUGAGACUUCCUUAUGGAUAUUCACCGUGUAUAAAUGAUCUAGUGAAUGUGGUUGUGGUGGAGAGCAGUCAGUCGUUUUAUGUUUGGAGAGCUCUCUGCUUGACUCCAGUCGACCGGGAUGGGCAGUCUCAAUCAAAUGGACAUGACACAGAUGAACCUUAUGAAGACUUAAUGAGAAACAAAGGAGGGCUGGAGGUAUCAAACAUGACUGAUUUUGGAACUAUGAAGCAGGGGGAAUCUAGAAGCAUGAUCAUUUGGAUAGAGAAUAAAGGGAGUGUACCACAGUCCUUAAUCAGCUGCAGAUUAGCUGGAUGGGUGCAAGACAAGCAAUUUAGUUUUCGGAUUUCUCAAAAAUACUGGAACAGUCCAGCAGCAAAUUUGUCAUCUUCUCCAAUAAAUCAAGAAAGCGUUGCAAAAGCUGCAGUGAAUCCCUGUGGAGCAACAUCUGAGUCAUUGACUAAUACUUCCAUUAUGAAGAAUGGAGUUAUUUCAGGAGUGAAUCCUCAGGAAUUAAACUUAUCAGAGACAAAAGAAAACUUUUCCUUGGUUAAAGAUGAAAAUCUGUGUGAUGGAGAAGAAGAGCAAAGAGAAGAUGUGCAGCAAACAGGAGAUGGCACUGAUAUAACUGAAGAAAUUGUCAUACCACCAGGUGGAAAAACAUUCAUUGUGAUCACAUGCACGGCUGUAAAUCCUGGAUACAGUAAAGAGCUCUUGUUGCUCGGAUUUUCUGAUUUUACCAUCGGACGGUGUAUUGAAACUACUGUAACAAAUGAGGCAGAAUUACUAAUAGCACCUGUAGAACCAUUUUCUGCAAGAAAGGUUGGCAUUACUUCAGUACCUCAGCUAAAGAAGACAACAGUGAUUGCCCCUAAAUACAGAAGAAUUACUAGAAAGUUUCCAAGCUUCCUCCCACAUUAUACCAUACCGAACGCGUUAAGAAGAUGCGUGGAGCAGAAGUUAGAUAUUCUGAGCUUUCAGCCUCUCCUAGCAGAGAAUCUUAAUCUGGAAAAUUAUGAAGCAAAGUUUUCUACUCUCUUGUGGCUUGAAGAGAUCCAUCAGGAAAUGGAAAUAAGAAAUUUUGACAUGUGUGGGGUUACUUUGAAAAGGAACGGGAAUUUGUUAGUGUUGGAGGUGCCAGGAGUGGAAGAAGGCAGACCUCACCUGAUUGUGGGUGAUAAGGUGAUACUGAAAAGUCAGGUCUACUCUGAGCAUAUAAUAGAGUACAUUGCCUAUGUUACUGAGAUAUGCGAUGAAGAUGUUACUCUUAAAUGUAACGCUGAUUUUGAACGGGCUUACAACUCAGAACCCAUGGAUGUGGAAUUUGUUCACUGCAGGAUUCCUAGCAGGCGGUGCCAGCUGGCAGUUGAGCAAGCUAAGCAUCUGGGUGAAAAAGUGUUAUUUCCGGAAAAGCUUCUGUUACAGUCACCGCAAACUGUCAAGACCCAGAAUAUCACUGAGUAUCAUGGAGUUGAUGAUGGCCUUGAGCAGUGUUCCCAGCAGGAGAAUGAGGUCAGAAAGCUGCAGAACAGACAGGCAAAAUGCAUGGCAUCGAGGCAGAUAAACAGAGCAGAUGCAGCAACUGUUUGUGCAGAAACAAACCAGCUUGUUGAAGAAAGUGAGACAACUAAAUGGAGAGCUGGUGAAUUUUUCAAUCCUAUGCUUAACAAGCAACAGAAAUUGGCAGUGAAAAGGAUACUGAGUGGUGAAUGUCGUCCAACACCUUAUAUUCUGUUUGGACCACCAGGAACUGGAAAAACGAUAACAGUAGUUGAAGCUAUUUUACAGAUACAUUUUACUUUACCAGAUAGUCGAAUCUUGGUUUGUGCACCAUCAAACGCUGCAACAGAUCUGAUUUGCUUGCGGCUGCAUCAAAGCAAUCAAUUAAAACCAGGAGCUAUGGUCCGAGUCAAUGCUACUUGCAGAUCUGUAGAGCAAAUCGAUGACAUCGUGAAACCUUACUGCAAGGAUGGUGAUGAUAUUUGGAAAGCAGUGUGGUUCAGGAUAAUAAUUACCACUUGCAGUAGCGCAGGAAUGUUUUAUCAAACAGGAAUGAGGCUUGGACACUUCACACAUGUGAUUUUGGAUGAGGCUGGGCAAGCAAGUGAGCCAGAAAGCCUGAUUCCCAUUGGAUUAAUUUCAGAAGUUAAUGGUCAGAUAGUUCUGGUUGGAGAUCCGAAGCAAUUAGGGCCUCUAAUAAAAUCUAGAAUUGCAGUGGCAUUUGGAUUAAAUGUAUCCUUUCUGGAAAGACUGAUAUCAAGAAAUAUGUACCUGAGAGAUGAGGAUGCUUUUAGCGCUGAUGGAUCAUAUAACCCUUUGUUGAUCACAAAACUCAUAAACAACUACAGGUCGCAUUCUGCAUUGCUUGCCUUACCAUCUAAAUUGUUUUAUCAUAAAGAGCUGGAAGUUUGUGCAGACGCUUCAGUAGUAACUUCUUUGUUAUACUGGGAGAAACUGCCCAGGAAAGGGUUUCCAUUAAUUUUUCACGGAGUAAGGGGCAAAGAAACUCGUGAAGGUCACAGUCCUUCAUGGUUUAAUCCAACUGAAGCAGUUCAAGUAAUGCAGUACUGUUGCCACCUGGCUAAAAAUGAAAGCAUUGCAGUGUCAGUGACAGAUAUUGGAGUUAUUACACCAUACCGCAAGCAGGUGGAAAAAAUUAAAUUUCUUCUGAGAAGCAUUGAUUUGUCAGAUAUUAAAGUUGGCACAGUAGAAGAGUUUCAAGGACAAGAGUGCAUGGUUACCAUCUUAUCAACAGUGCGAUCUUAUGAAGACACACUUGCUGAAGAGGAAUACUAUUUGGGCUUUCUCUCUAACCCAAAGAGAUUCAAUGUAGCAAUUACUAGAGCAAAAGCUUUGCUGAUUGUCAUAGGAAAUCCUCAUCUUCUUGUGAAAGAUCCCUGUUUUUGUGCACUACUGGAGUACAGUGUAACAAAUAAUGCUUAUGUAGGUUGUGACCUGCCUUCUGAGCUGAGAAGCCAGCAACAGCAGGUGUGACUAAUUUUUCAGUGUUCAAGAUGCAUUCAGUCCUCUUCUGUUUCUGAAGCUUAGAAUACUUAACAGCAAUCCUGCACCUUUUGGCCAUCCUGAAAUUCCUUGAAGUUUAUCCAACAGAGGCUUGCUAAUAUUUCCUUUCAAGAAGUGAAAAAGUUGGAAUUUAUCAUUAUAAAAUGAUACGUACAGGCAACCAGUUUGCUUUUUUUGUUUAGAAGUAUAUCAUUUUGCUUCUGCAUAGAGCGGGUGCGUGUGAGUCCUACAACAUUCAGAAUAAAGUUAUUGCUGAACUUGUAUUUUAAUUUUUCUUUAACUUUUUUUUUUCUUGACAUUUCAGUUUUUCUCAGACUCGUGUAGCGCCUCCUGAAACUCUUCCAUCCCAGGAAUAUGUUUUUGUGUUGUUAGUUGGUUAUGGAGUGUGACAUAGAUAAUGCACACUGGAUUUAACUGGAAUGAUGAGUGAAUAUCUCCACUUGGCUGAUGUUGAGUAUCUUAAGCCAACCAAACUUAAGGCCCUGCUUUUUUUGUUUAAAGCCUUUGUAUACGUGUCUGAGAUGACACAGGAUUCUGUUUCUCAGCUGCAGUCCAUCUGUCUGCUAUGGUCUAUGUCAGAAUGCCUCAAAUGAUGGGUUUAAAAGGUGGGUGGUGGGGGGAGACAGUGAAAACUGCUGUGUUCCUAUGAAGAUUCUGUACAGUAGCAUUGUGUUGAACUUAGUAAACAAUGAACAUAAACUGUAA
Messenger RNA from Coturnix japonica (Japanese quail), 4378 nucleotides. RefSeq names its product Mov10 like RNA helicase 1 (gene MOV10L1). Gene Ontology annotation, molecular function: helicase activity. Lineage: Eukaryota; Metazoa; Chordata; Aves; Galliformes; Phasianidae. The record is from RefSeq and is a predicted model, not a curated record.